UGUGCACCACUGAAAACCGUCCGGAACCGGAAGUUGUACUCGGCGAUCUUGGACUAAAAAACAAUGGCGAGCAGUAUCGGCAAACACAAGAUUUUAAAUGUGGGACCAACAGAGCCCUGGUCCAUCAGAGAGAAACUGUGCCUGGCCUCCUCUGUACUGAGGAGUGGAGACCAAAACUGGGUGUCUGUAAGCAGAGCCAUCAAACCCUUCUCUGAGUCCGGCCGUCCACCUGACUGGUUUUCUCAGAAGCACUGUGCCUCACAAUAUUCUGAACUGCUCGAAGCAACAGAAGCACCUAAGCGUAAACGUGGUGAGAAGGGCGAGGUGGUGGAGACGAUUGAAGAUGUCAUCGUUCGUAGGCUGACCACUGAGAGGAUAGAGGAGCUGAAAAAACUCCUGCGAGACACACAGGAGCAGUACAGGAAAUUGAAGAAGGAGGUGGAUCUGAUCCAGGCAGGUCACAUGGAUUCACAGCUCAAGGACCUGUGGGCAGAGGUGACACUAAAGAAGAAACAGGAGGAGGAGGAAGCAGAACAGAAGAGGAAAGCCACAGAGACGGCUUAUCAAGCGCGGCAAGCUGUAAAAAACACACCCAAGCGCCUCCCCAGUGUAACUGUGCGCUCUCCCCUCGGGGCCAGCCCCACAAACCUGGACACUCAGGCCGAUUCUUCAGUCUCUACUCCUCCUAUGGAAACAGAAGGCAUCACAUCCGAUGAGACUUCCAUCCACUCAGUCGCUCACGGGGUCGGAGUGUUCCUGCCAGCAGCGGACCCUUCAGCAUCUGGGCCCAAGGAUGGGAGCCUGGCGGCUCUGGUUGAUGACUCCCCACAGAAGAGAAUCCUAACUCAGAAAACCACACCACCACCUUCACCUCUUUUAUCAGAACUUCUAAAGAAAGGAAACCUGAUCUCAGCCAGCCCCCGCCUGGUUGCAGAAGGAGACAACACAGGAAGUUUAACCAACGGAGUUCAGACUGCCACUGCUGCUACCGCCUUACCAUCAGGUCACGAGGUCAUCACAGGUGAGGCAGAAGCUGCAGUGAAGGCAGAGCUGGGUGAGGAGGUGGGGUUAGUAGAAGACGACCUUGUUGCUGUGUCGUACAUAGGGGACGAGUUGGACCUGGAGACAGUGGGAGACAUCAUUGCCAUCAUAGAGGAGAAGGUCGACGACUCUGUGGAGGUUUUGGACGCCGCUGCAGUAGAAGCUGCGCUCUCCCUAUGUGAGGAGGCUGUUUCUGAAGGCCACACCCUCCCUGGCCCCUGGGAGACCCAGGAACUGAAGCCCUCCGACCCCACACCCACGGUUCCAGACUUGAACUCUACACAGGAGCCUCAGGGUGGGGGCGCCGAGUUGGCCCUGACCUCUGACAGCACGGAGUCGCAAAACCUGUUUGAUGCUAAAACAGAAGAACAGGAUAAAGGAAGUGGCGAGGGACCUGAGGUGACAGGAAGUGAUGAAGUCUCCUCUGUCGUCUCUGAUGAUGGCACAACAGGAAGAGAGAUUCCAGAGGGGGGAGCUGCGGUGAAGGAGGCCGCUGAAGCUACAGUAAAGAGUGAAGGAGAAGAGUGGAGCCAACCAGAGCCCAACCCCCCCUGCCUCGAUUCUGAGGACAGCUGUGUGUCUGGGAAAGAGUCCAAGGAGGUGAAGGAGGAGGAGGGAGGGAGUGACGCUGACCCAGAGGAAGGGAUGGAGCUGAAGGAGGACUGUGGGGAGGGGGAGGGCUCCUAUCUGUCUGAGGUGGAGCGAGCAGCCAGUGAAAGCGAGGACGGCUACGGUCCACCUUCUCAGCGCUACACGGCAGAUUCCCUGGCCAGCAGCCCCGCCUCUUCCUCCCAGCUCUCCACGUGUGGAGAGGACCAGGAGGCAGUUCAGGCUCAGAAGAUCUGGAAGAAAGCCAUCAUGCUUGUGUGGCGAGCUGCAGCCAACCACAGGUAUGCCAGUGUUUUCUUGCAGCCUGUGUCAGAUGACAUUGCCCCUGGUUAUCACAGCAUUGUGCACAGACCAAUGGACCUCUCAGCAAUAAAGAAGAACAUAGAGUCCGGCGUGAUCCGGACCACGGCGGAGUUCCAGCGUGACAUCAUGCUCAUGUUUCAGAACGCCAUCAUGUACAACUCGUCAGACCACGACGUGUACCACAUGGCGCUGGAGAUGCAGCGGGACGUCCUGGAGCACGUGCAGCAGUUCCUGGCCACCCAGCUCAUCAUGCAGACCUCAGAGAGCGCCAUCUCUGCCAAGAGCCUCCGUGGAAGGGAGGGGAACCGUAAGCCGGGGGAGCCGGCUGAGAAGGACAGUGUCCCAAUGGCCUCUCCUGCUUUCCUUCUCUCUCUCUUUGACGGAGGAACCAGGGGCCGCCGCAGCGCCAUGGAGGCCGACCUCAAAAUGAAGAAGUAGAUUGAGCUUUUGGAGGAGACAACGCUCGUGAUUCUGAUGGGUGGAAGGUGGACUCUGUCUGAUUUGUGUGUGUAUACACACACCUGGACCUUUAGCAUGUCAGAGAAGCUUAUUUCCCUCCAAGGUAGAACAUUGGUGAAGGUAAAUCAUAAUCACCGCUUUUUUUCUUUCUCUGCUGAGAAUGAACAAGAACUUUAUAUUUUUAAAAGAAUCACCAGCAAAAGUUUGUCUAGGAUCAAACAGUAAAGAGUUCUGUUAGAGAUUUGCUCACGUUCAACAUUUUAUACGUUAGUACUUGUCUGUCUGUUGAGUGGAUCCUGCGCCAAAUUGUGCCCAGUCAACGUUGGCUGAAAAGACCCUGGACGGCAACAAGAAUUAAAAUCUGAAAACUCAAACUGUAUUGUGAGUUCAACAUCCCUCCCGUUUCUCCUGCAUGUUGGGUCGAGGCCACACAGAACCAAAAAGAAGCAUUCGUUCAGGCACAGACUGAUCCACGGAGCGCUGUGAGGAAGCUCUGACAGUAUUUUAGUCUCUUGUUUAGUCGGGGCUCAGGUUGAUUCAGGUGCAUGUUUUCUGUUGUUAAAUAAAGGCAGUGUGAGCAUUUCUGCUUUCAACAGCAUGAUUGAAAAGAGGCUGUGAUUAUACAGUUCACCUUCAGGUUAAAUUCAUAUUUUAGACAUCACAUAGAAGAAAACAACAAACAAGCCUUCAAAUGUGUAGCUUAGAUCUUUUGAAGUGGGGUUCUGUGGAAAAGUUAUGAAAGAUUAAUAACUUGUCGUUGAUGGCUUCUUUAAUAGUUAGGAGAAAGAGUUUGAUUUUG
Molecule: messenger RNA, 3211 nt
Organism: Austrofundulus limnaeus
Lineage: Eukaryota; Metazoa; Chordata; Actinopteri; Cyprinodontiformes; Rivulidae
Gene: brd8b
Product: bromodomain containing 8b
Exons: 19
Coding region: 64-2391 (775 amino acids)
Cellular component (GO): NuA4 histone acetyltransferase complex
Molecular function (GO): protein binding
Source: RefSeq, a predicted model, not a curated record